UACUCUCAUUGACAUUACCACACAGCCACGGAUCUAAAGCCUGGGCGCAUUUGUUUUUAUAUCGGAGGUCCACGAGUUUCCACUGGGGGAGACAAACAAAGGGGGGAGGAAGAAGAAUAAGACACUUUACACGCAGCACAGGAUACCGACCGGACAAGUCAGCUGCUUCUCAUCCGGGAUAUCCCCUCCGUCUUCUUCUCCACUCCAGCACCCUUUUGGAAACUAUUUUUUUUUGUUGCCCAGCCCCACUCUCCUUCACUUCCACGAGAGAAGACCCGCCAUCAUCGUGGGUAUUUUACCCCUGUUUUUUUCCCCUGUGUGUGGGCCGUGGACAAACAGGCAGCACAGUUUGGUUUUGACAGCGACACAGGAUGCCCCAAAAAGGGAGGCAUUAAGUAGUGAAAACGGCAGAUGAUUGACUAAAUUGUAAUAAGAGUGGACAGUCAACUCUGUUUCCAGAAUACCACAACCAAGCGACGUGGGAGUCUGGCGUAGCCUCAAUGAUGCAAAACAAGGUGUAUGACAUCUGUGAUGAAGGUCACAGCGGCGUUAACCAGCUCGGCGGCGUGUUCGUCAACGGCAGACCACUGCCAGACUCCACUAGGCAGAAAAUAGUAGAACUCGCCCACAGCGGUGCUCGACCCUGCGACAUCUCACGAAUAUUACAGACCCAUGAUGAAGUCCAAGUGGUGGACAGUGAAAAGGUGUCCAACGGCUGCGUAAGCAAGAUUCUGGGCCGCUACUAUGAGACGGGCUCUAUAAGACCGCGGGCCAUAGGCGGCAGCAAGCCUCGGGUCGCUACGCCGGAGGUGGUCGCCAAGAUUGCGCAGUACAAGCGGGAGUGUCCGUCGAUUUUCGCCUGGGAGAUCCGCGACCGGCUUUUAUCGGAAGGCAUCUGCACCAACGACAAUAUACCCAGUGUGUCAUCGAUAAACAGAGUACUCCGCAACCUGGCGAGUGAGAAGCAACAGAUGGGCGCAGAUGGCAUGUAUGACAAGCUGAGGAUGCUCAACGGUCAGACAGGAAGUUGGGGGACCCGGCCCGGCUGGUACCCCGGAACAUCAGUGCCCGGCCAGCCCAAUCAAGAUGGCUGUCAGCCGCAAGACGGCGCAGGAGAGAACACGAACUCCAUCAGCUCCAACGGUGAGGACUCAGAGGAGACUCAGAUGCGUUUGCAGCUCAAGAGGAAGCUCCAGCGAAACCGCACCUCCUUCACGCAGGAGCAGAUCGAGGCGCUGGAAAAAGAAUUUGAAAGAACUCAUUAUCCCGACGUUUUUGCACGUGAGAGACUAGCGGCCAAAAUCGACCUCCCCGAAGCAAGAAUACAAGUAUGGUUCUCCAACAGGAGAGCAAAGUGGAGGCGGGAGGAGAAGCUUCGCAACCAGCGGCGACAGGCCAACAACUCCUCCAGUCACAUUCCCAUCAGCAGCAGCUUCAGCACCAGCGUGUACCAGGCCAUCCCACAGCCCACCACGCCUGUGUCGUUCACCUCGGGCUCCAUGUUGGGCCGCGCUGACUCAGCACUAACAAACACCUACAGUGCACUGCCCCCCAUGCCCAGCUUCACCAUGGCAAACAAUUUACCUAUGCAACCCAGCCAGACCUCCUCCUAUUCCUGCAUGCUGCCUACCAGUCCGCCUGUGAAUGGGCGGAGCUACGAAACAUACACGCCCCCUCAUAUGCAGGCACAUAUGAACAGCCAAUCAAUGACCACUUCUGGUACCACCUCAACAGGACUCAUCUCUCCUGGAGUGUCUGUCCCAGUGCAAGUCCCAGGGAGCGAGCCUGACAUGUCUCAGUACUGGUCCAGACUACAGUAGAGACAAGAGCUACUUCACCUUGUGAGCACCUCCAACGUGGACCUGUCGUGUGCUCCUCACACACACACACACACACACACACACACACACGCUCGCAUAAAACAUAAACACACAUACCGGAGAGGAGAACAAGGACUUGUGUAGCUGCUGGCACAUUCAAACGAGGACGACGACAGGACUGAAAUAAAUGGACCUCUGUGAAGUGCCCGCUCUUACAUUUUUAUGGAACAAAAAAAACGAAACAAUUUUUUUUUUUUUUUUUUUUUUUUUUUUUUACUAUUUCCAGUCAUUGUUUCCUAUUUUUUUUUCUCUCUGGUGUGUUAGUAAAAAAAAAAAAAAAAAAAAAAAAAAAAAAGGCCAUUUGUAUGUGAAUAUGAAUGAUGGGACGCAUGAAGCUGAGACAUUCUGUGCUGCCGUGACUAUCUUUGAACGACUCUCUGCAUGGACGCAUAUCAUUUUGAAAGACUCUUCGGAGAAACUAUUUAUUGACCUGACAAAGGAGCACACACACACACACACACACACACACACACACACAGAUAUCAACGGCAACAUGUGGCGAGGACGACACGUGGAAGCAACGAGAAGCCUGUAGUCUGUAAAUGGUAGACUGCGUCUUUGCUAUAAUAAUAAUAAUCCCCCUUUUUUUCUUUCGUGUCCAAAUGUAAAGUACUUGUCUUCCCUGGAAAUCUUCGAGAGAGAGCGAGAGCGAGCGAGAGAAAAAAAUCUCCAAUAAAAGUUGAUUUCAUUUAUACUCCCCCCUCCUCUAAGAAUAUCCUAUAAAUGUUCCAUGCAUCAUAAAGUACAUUUCUUUAGGGUCAGGUACAAUUUGUCUCUUAGCUAGAGUUGUAUUAUAGUGUCCUAUGGUCAAAAUAAAAAAAAAUGUGUGCAACUAGAAAUAUUUAAUUCCUAUAAUUAUGAUUAAACAUUUGCUUGACAAAGAGUUUUAAACUUAACGUGUUUGGCAGUUGUUUACAAGUACAUAUCAGAUUUAAUCAUUGUUGAUUGUAAAACAGACCAAAGCCUUUGUAUUUCAUCUAGUACACAAUGUUUGUUUCUUUUUUUAAACAUAUUAGUUUGUGUGUUUUGUUUCGUUACAUCGGCUUCCGGUCUGGAAGUCUGCGGCCGAGACCUGCGAUUCCUUAUUUAUAAUUGAAGACCAUGGGAAGUUUGUUUGUUUGUUUGUUUGUUUUCCCAGCAUCAUCUGUCAUGCUCUUUUUGUUUUAUUUUUGUUCUUUUAUUGGAAUUUUUGAUUUCAGUGUGUAUGUAGAACAUGGACACAUACUGGGUUUACGUCUGGGUACAUGGAGAUAUGAAAAAAACAAAAAACAAACAAAAAAAAAACCACAACAAAAAAUGUUGACACGCUGUCUCUUAAAUAUUUCAAUUUAAUUUUAUUUAAAAUGGAGCUUUCUAAA
Molecule: messenger RNA, 3238 nt
Organism: Dunckerocampus dactyliophorus (ringed pipefish)
Lineage: Eukaryota; Metazoa; Chordata; Actinopteri; Syngnathiformes; Syngnathidae
Gene: pax6b
Product: paired box 6b
Exons: 15
Coding region: 501-1820 (439 amino acids)
Biological process (GO): regulation of transcription by RNA polymerase II; anatomical structure development
Molecular function (GO): DNA-binding transcription factor activity, RNA polymerase II-specific; RNA polymerase II cis-regulatory region sequence-specific DNA binding
Source: RefSeq, a predicted model, not a curated record